Messenger RNA from Rhincodon typus (whale shark), 1220 nucleotides. It is a transcript of the gene acbd6, whose product is annotated as acyl-CoA binding domain containing 6. Lineage: Eukaryota; Metazoa; Chordata; Chondrichthyes; Orectolobiformes; Rhincodontidae. The transcript is spliced from 9 exons. Gene Ontology annotation, molecular function: protein binding; fatty-acyl-CoA binding. The record is from RefSeq and is a predicted model, not a curated record. The coding region runs from base 365 to 1105 and encodes 246 amino acids.
CUCCGGGACCGGCAGCGGCGUGAGAAGUCGGGGGGGGGGGGGGGGGUGGAAAAGAACCAGCGGUUAAACGGUCGGAGCUGGACCCUCCCCGAACCACCACCACCACCCCCCCCCCCCCCCCUCCCUCGUUUCCUCUGCAACGAAUAAUUAAUACGCCAGCGGGAACUUCCACCCCCCACCCCACCCCACCCCACCUCCCAGAGCCUGGGGCACGGGCGCCCUCCUUCCCUCCCCGAGAUGGCGGCGGUGUCAGACCAGGCGAGCGAUAGCGAGGACCCUGUUCCGGAGGCUGAGGGCGGAGGAGGAGGGCGCGCGCUGGAGGCUGAGUUCGAGCGCGCGGCCGCGCACGUGCAGACGCUCGCGCAUGCGGCGGGCCGCGAGACCCUGCUCUACCUGUACAGCCGCUUCAAACAGAACACCCAGUGCGGAGGAUCAAAGUGGGAGAAAUAAAUCUGUGACCAGAUGGAGCGUAGUACUGCAGGCCAAAUUUGGGAAAUGCAACAUUCCAAAGCCUGGAUUCUUCGACUUUGAAGGCAAACAGAAAUGGGAAGCAUGGAAGGCGGUGGGUGAUAUGACUGCACAACAGGCUAUGCAAGAAUAUAUUGCAGCUGUAAAUAAAUUGGACCCAGAGUGGAACCCUCAGGAUUCGGUGAAGGAAUCUGAUCAGAAAUUACGGUUUGGUGGGCCUGUAGUCAGCAGCCUUUAUCAAGAGGAGAUGAUCAGGGACGAAGACAAAACCAUAUUUGAUCAUUGUAGAGAGAACAAUAUUGAUCAUAUUUUAAAAGCCCUUGUAUCCAAGAAUGUGGAUGUUAACUUGAAGGAUGAGGAGGGAAGAGCCCUGCUACAUUGGGCGUGUGAUCGAGGACAUAAAGAUCUGGUUGGUAUGUUGCUCCAACAAAAAGCUGAAAUCAACAGUCAGGACAGUGAAGGACAGACAGCAUUGCAUUAUGCAUCUGCCUGUGAAUUUGCUGAUAUCGUGGAGUUGUUGUUGAAUUCUGGUGCUGAUCCCACCAUCCAGGAUGGGGAAGGAUGCCUCCCUGAAGAGGUGACUGACUCCAAGGACAUCUCGCAGAUGCUGCGACAAUAUGCUGCAUCCAAAGGCUAAUCCCAGGCCUGAUGCCUGACUCCAAAUGGAAACUACAGAAACAAUGAUGUAUUGUAACAUAUUUCAUGGUGAUUGCUACAUUAUAACAUGCAAUAAUUAAACAGUCAUUCACAAA